Messenger RNA from Seriola aureovittata, 553 nucleotides. RefSeq names its product ring-box 1, E3 ubiquitin protein ligase (gene rbx1). Gene Ontology annotation, cellular component: cullin-RING ubiquitin ligase complex; nucleus. The coding region runs from base 76 to 402 and encodes 108 amino acids. Gene Ontology annotation, biological process: protein ubiquitination; ubiquitin-dependent protein catabolic process. The record is from RefSeq and is a predicted model, not a curated record. Lineage: Eukaryota; Metazoa; Chordata; Actinopteri; Carangiformes; Carangidae. The transcript is spliced from 5 exons. Gene Ontology annotation, molecular function: ubiquitin protein ligase activity; zinc ion binding; cullin family protein binding.
AAAAUAAUACGCUGGCGGAAAUUGCUGUGUUUCUUCCGGGUAACAUGUUCGUCACACCAAACUCCGCCAUUCAAGAUGGCAGCAGCUAUGGAUGUAGAUACACCGAGCGGCACAAACAGCGGAGCAAGCAAAAAGCGAUUUGAAGUAAAGAAGUGGAAUGCUGUGGCGCUGUGGGCCUGGGACAUUGUGGUGGAUAACUGUGCUAUCUGUCGAAACCACAUCAUGGAUCUCUGUAUAGAGUGCCAGGCCAACCAAGCUUCUGCAACUUCUGAGGAGUGCACUGUAGCCUGGGGUGUCUGCAAUCAUGCCUUCCAUUUCCACUGUAUUUCUCGUUGGCUGAAAACCAGACAGGUGUGUCCUCUGGACAACAGGGAGUGGGAGUUUCAGAAAUAUGGACACUAGCUGUGUUAUUGUCAAUCCCUUUCUUGGCUUCUACAAGCAUCAUCAUUACUUCCUCUCUAUUCCCUCUCUAAUCCUAGUUGUUGUUGUUUUACACCCACAUCUCUGUUUUGGUUUGUUGUAAGUACAGAAAUAAACACAAAUGUUAUCAGAA